AAACACAAAAUUGCAAAAACAUACAACACCGGGUAUUCGCUAAUGGUCACCCACUUAACUACUAAUCCGGCGGUUAGUGGCUUAUUUAGGGGAGAGCAGACGGGAUCCCAAGUUCUCCACUACCUAUGGUCGUAUGUGCUUAUGAGUUGA
This is a messenger RNA of Cryphonectria parasitica EP155, 150 nucleotides long. RefSeq lists its product as uncharacterized. Lineage: Eukaryota; Fungi; Ascomycota; Sordariomycetes; Diaporthales; Cryphonectriaceae. The transcript has a single exon. The annotation marks the transcript as partial. The record is from RefSeq and is a predicted model, not a curated record.